Strongylus vulgaris is the source of this 558-nucleotide messenger RNA. The record is from the annotation of a GenBank genome assembly. Lineage: Eukaryota; Metazoa; Nematoda; Chromadorea; Rhabditida; Strongylidae.
AUGGUCAUCCUCGUUAGGUAUCGAUGCAUUGAAGAAUAUGUUGAUGAAAAUGGAAAUGUUAUCGAAGAAGGCAAACAACACUUCACAACGCCAGCACCAGUUCGAGAAUUUACAGUGCAAAGAAGAAAACCGAAAAUGCAUCGAAUAAAUGGAGUUAAAAAUACGGCAAUUCCUACUACGGCGAGGACAACGAUAUCAAAAGGAAUUAAAGUGACAAUGGUGAAAAAGAGACGAAAAAUGAAAUUAGAUGGAGGAGGAGAAGUUACGAGUAUUUCUGAUUCCAAACCUAAACUUACUAGAGUUUAUGCACCUGCAACGGUACCCAUUUCAACGACUACGGCUUUGCCAAUAACCGAAAUUGCGGAAGAUGAUGGCUCUGCAGAUGCUACAAUUAUGAAGCAUUACUUCAAACCAAUGCAUGUUUCGACACAACUGCAACAGCCAAACAGAGUUAAAAUGCGAGAGAAUGCUACAAUUAUGAAGAAUUACUUCAAACCAAUGCAUGUUUCAACACAACUGCAACAGCCGAACAGAGCUAAAAUGCGAGAUGGUGAGUAG